AUGAUUGGGAGGGGGAUUGGAGCACCUGAAUCACAUGAUAUGGAGGGGAUUGGAACACCUGAAUCACAUGAUAUGGAGGGCAUUGGAACACCUGAAUCACAUGAUAUGGAGGGGAUUGGAACACCGGAAUCACAUGAUAUGGAGGGGAUUGGAACACCUGAAUCACAUGAUAUGGAGGGGAUUGGAACACCUGAAUCACAUGAUAUGGAGGGGAUUGGGACACCUGAAUCACAUGAUUGGGAGGGGAUUGGAACACCUGAAUCACAUGAUAUGGAGGGGAUUGGAACACCUGAAUCACAUGAUAAGGAGGGGAUUGGAACACCUGAAUCACGUGAUUGGGAGGGGAUUGGAACACCUGAAUCACAUGAUUGGGAGAGGAUUGGAACACCUGAAUCACAUGAUAUGGAGGGGAUUGGAACACCUGAAUCACAUGAUUGGGAUGGCGGGCCCAAUACA
Molecule: messenger RNA, 456 nt
Organism: Staurois parvus
Lineage: Eukaryota; Metazoa; Chordata; Amphibia; Anura; Ranidae
Source: the annotation of a GenBank genome assembly